AUGCUUUUCUUCAGCUUUUUCAAGACUCUGACCAACCAGACGGUCACCAUUGAGCUCAAGAACGAUAUUCGCAUUCGAGGCAUCCUCAAGUCUGUCGAUCAAUACCUGAACAUCAAGCUCGAUGAUAUUGAAGUCUUGGAUCUUGUCAAGUACCCUCACCUGUCAUCAGUGAAGAACAUGUUCAUUCGUGGCAGUGUGGUGCGGUACGUCAUGCUUCCUCGGUCGGAGGUUGAUGUUGGCUUGUUGGAGGAUGCUACACGGCGAGAGGCCGCCAACCAGGCUGGCAAAGCCCGGUAA
Messenger RNA from Penicillium brevicompactum, 297 nucleotides. RefSeq names its product Sm-like protein LSM2. Gene Ontology annotation, molecular function: RNA binding. Gene Ontology annotation, biological process: mRNA splicing, via spliceosome. The coding region runs from base 1 to 297 and encodes 98 amino acids. The record is from RefSeq and is a predicted model, not a curated record. Gene Ontology annotation, cellular component: catalytic step 2 spliceosome; Lsm1-7-Pat1 complex; U4/U6 x U5 tri-snRNP complex. Lineage: Eukaryota; Fungi; Ascomycota; Eurotiomycetes; Eurotiales; Aspergillaceae. The transcript is spliced from 3 exons.